Pocillopora damicornis (cauliflower coral) is the source of this 12783-nucleotide messenger RNA. RefSeq lists its product as uncharacterized. Lineage: Eukaryota; Metazoa; Cnidaria; Anthozoa; Scleractinia; Pocilloporidae. The record is from RefSeq and is a predicted model, not a curated record.
AUGGCUGUUUACCCAUUCGAUCGUGUGCGAGCAGGUCGAGAAAUCAGUCGAGGAAGAAAUCCGAGCGCACGAAUUGUCGGUGUGAAAUAUGGACAAGGCCCUGAUGGUCGUACGGACGGCUCUACGGAAUUUUACGGAAGACCUAACAGCUACGUGGAAAUCCCCAACCGUGGGAAACUGGACGCGAGGUAUUCCAUAACUUUCUUAAUCUGGGUGUACCAUAAUGGCCGCAAGGGACCAAUUGUAAACUACAAUCCGAAUGGCUACGGCGUUCAUCUGUGGAUGACGAGUUAUCGGCAGCUAUUUCUUCGUUUUAUGCGCCGCGACGGACGCACAACUCGCCCCUUGAGAAGCAAUCGGUUAAAGUACCGAGCUUGGAAUUAUGUUGGUGCUACUUAUGACGAACGAUCUGGUAUUGCUACGCUGUGGUUGAAUUCUCAGCCGGUAGCAAGACGGCGUUUGGGUAGAGUGCGUCUCUCCACAAACUAUCCUAUCAGACUGGGAGCCAUCAGGAGAAGUCGCAACUAUUUCAAAGGAAGGAUCUUCUGCUUACAGCUUUACAGCGUCGCGUUGACAAGAAAACAGAUCUUUGAAGCUAAAAGGAAGUGCUUUUUGCCAGUUCCUAAGCCAACGACGCCGGUCACCAAACCAACAACUCCGCCUCCGAGAGUUUGCAAAGCCCGCAUCGACCUGGGAUUCCUUAUCGAUGGCUCUCGCCGAACUGGAUCCGUCACUUUCCGGCGCAUUAUCGAAUACGUAAAGGAAAUGGUCAGGCGAUUUGAUGUCCAGAGAUCGCAAACUAGAGUAGCUCUAACCCUUUUCGCUUCAAGCCAGCGGCUGGUUUUCCGCUUUGGCAAAUCGUACAGUAGAGCGCAAGUGUACCGAGAGCUUAAAAAGUUGAGUUUGUUGCGUGGAAGGCGAAGAAAUACAGCUCGAGCCCUGAUGUAUGUUAAGAGACAUAUGUUCCGAGGCAAACCCACAUGCGGCAGGAGAAGAGUACUCGUACUGGUAACUGCUCGUGAAACACGUGACAAUGUGGUGCGUCCGGCAAGAAUCUUGCACGCUGCCGGUAUUGAAGUGUACACAGUCGGCCUUGGUCGGGUUAGUGUGCGAUACUUGAGGAAAAUCGCUACAGACCGGUUCCACGUGUUUGUUAAGAAUGCACAGAGCUUAUUGACUAUCGUGAGAACCAUCAAGGACAGGAUGUGCCACUCCCCAGUCAUCAUUUCUAGAGGAGCUGUAGCCACGUAUCCCUUCACAAGUGCAGUACGAGGCGGUGACAUCAGUCAAUACAAGAACCCUCCCGCACGACUUGUAGGUGUUUCCUACAUCCAGGGACCUGACGGACACCCGAAGGGAGCUUACUACUUCCCAGGAAGAACUCGAAUUAGGGGAAGAACGAGAGUAAGCUAUGCCGUUCUCCCGAACAAUGGUUGCCUUGACACACGGUACUCGCUGACGAUGAUACUCUGGGUGUAUCCUGAAUCUCCAGGACCUUUGAUUCAUUUCAAUCCCAAAGGAUGGGGAGUCCAUCUGUGGGCAACCCGUCUCACUCAACUCUACUUUCGGCUUAUUCCAAGGAGUAGGACGGGCCGCAGAGUGAAAGCUUUGAUUGGUCGCGGGCUCAAACCCAGGACAUGGAACUACGUUGCAGCUAGUUACAACCACCGCACCGGUUUGGCGACUCUCUGGUGUAACGGCUACCCGAUUGUUCAAAGAAAUGUUGGCCGAUUCCCAAGUGGGCUGGCCACCAAUUAUCCCAUAAUGAUCGGUCGUAAGCCUCACUCUCGUCAUGUGUUUCGUGGACGAAUCGCGUGUCUGCAACUGUUCAACGUGGCACUCACGCGACCUCAGAUCAUCGCCUUAAAAAAGAAAUGCUUUCGACCAAUUCCACAACCCCCGGCCACUCCAAGUCCAGUUUGCAGAUCUCGUGUGGAUCUUGGUAUUCUUGUCGAUGGUUCCAGCAGCGUCGGGCGAAGGAACUUCAGAAAAGUCAUUGACUUCGUGAGAUCUUUGGUCAGCUUCUUCCCUCUGUCCACGCGACAAACACGAGUAGGUGUGAUGCUGUUCUCCUCUCGACCGAGACUCAUGUUUGGAUUCAACAGAUAUGGUUCAAGAGCGCAUAUUGUCAGAGCCAUCAACCGUAUAAGAUAUCUGCCGAGAGGACGGGGAAGUUUUAUUGGACGAGCUCUCAGAUAUGUCCGCCGUGUGCUGUUCCGAAGGCGCGCCAUACAAGGGCGUAAACGCACCCUGCUUAUCUUAUCUGAUGGUGUUUCCUCGGAUGGUGUUCGAGGACCUGCCUCACGCCUUAAGCGAGAGGGAGUGGAGCUAUUCGCCCUUGGAAUCGGCUCGCGAUUCAGCAGAAGUCAGCUACAGAUGAUUGCAUCAAGCCCUCGUAAUGUUUUUGCGGCUGGAUUUAGUCGGCUUGGAAAAGUUAUUCAGGCCAUCAAAGAGAAAGUGUGUCGCCCUACACGACCAACGCCUAGACCGACCGUACCAACGCCGACGAGACCACCUCGUGCCGUUGCACUGUAUCCCCUCAACAGUAGAACCCAAGGACGAGACAUCGGCCCCAGGAAAAAUAAACCCGGGCGUCCCAGUCAGGUACGUCUGGCUUCUGGACCAGACAAGUUCCCACGGGGAUCCUUCUAUUUCACCGGUCGGCGCGGUAGCUACAUCUACUUCCCUAACAAUGGUGGCAUUGAUACCAGGAACUCGAUAACCUUACUAGCUUGGGUCCACCCUGAGAAAGGCGGUCCUAUAUUCCACUACAACCCAAGAGGUUCGGGAGUAAGCUUCUGGAUCCUCAGGAGGAAUACCUUGUAUGUGAAGUUCGUUCGGCGCUCUGGUCGUAGGUCGUUCAUUCUGAGAGCACAAGGUAUUCGCCCGAGGAUGUGGAACUAUAUUGCUGCAACUUAUGACUGUAAGACUGGGCUAGCUACCCUCUGGCGCGAGUCAACGCCAAUUGCACAGAGAAAUAUCGGAAGAGGUUUGAGGCUCGCUACCAAUUAUCCUGCGAUUAUGGGAAGCAGACCAGGAUCUAGGACUCGUUUCCGUGGUCGGAUUGCUUGUAUGCAGGUGUUUGAUGUAGCACUGACUGGACCUCAGAUGAACAAGCGACGCAAUGUUUGUUUCAGAGGUGCCCCCCCACCUGAGCCGCCUCUUCCAGAGUUACCCCCUCUUGUCGCUAUAUUUACCCUGGAUGGGGAGACUAAAACUAAAGAUAUCACUCGUAACAACCCGCCCGGUAUCCCGUCACAUGUCCGUCCAGCACCAGGCCCCGACGGAAAUCCAAAGGGAUCAACUCAGUUUUUCGGCUCGUCAAACAGUUAUAUCGAAUUCCCAAACAAUGGCAAGCUCGAUACCAGGCGUUCUAUAACCAUUUUGGCGUGGAUUUACCACAACGGGCGGUCUGGGCCUAUCUUCAACUACGAUCGACGUGGUUUCGGAGUUCAUCUAUGGAUGGUUGGACCCAGGGUGCUUUUCGUCCGUUUUGUGAAACGUUCAAGAGGGCGAACAUCUUCAGUUGCGACCUACUCUACAAAACCGCGUUAUAGAGCUUGGAACUACAUUGGAGCCACUUACGAUUACAACACUGGCGUCGCUACAUUAUGGCUGGACUCGAAACCUGUAGCGCGACAGAGCAUCGGGCGUUUCGAGCUGGCCACGAAUUAUCCAAUCAGGAUGGGUGCACGAAUUGGCGAUAAAAGGGCUUUUCGUGGUAGAAUUUCCUGUCUCCAAGUCCACAGUAUUGCUUUAAACGCGAAACAGAUACGUGGAGCGCGGAAGCGGUGUUUCAAGAAAUUAACAUCUCCGACACGUCCUCUACCGGAAAUGUGUAAGAUUGCUGUAGACCUCGGGUUCCUGGUCGAUGGAUCUGGAAGUAUCGAGUUCCAAGGGAAAGGAAACUUUGGUCGCAUACUAAACCUCAUUAAAUCGUUGGUCAGCUUCUUUGAAGUGUCUCGAGGGAAAUCACGAAUCGGUUUCGUAUUAUUCUCUUCUCGACCGAUCCCAAUUUUCGGGUUCCGACGGUAUUCGUCCAAAGUUCAAAUCCUCCGAGCGAUCGAUCAGGUGCGUUAUCCUCGAGGGGGCACGCGCAUCGGAAAUGCUUUAGAAUUUACACGAAACUACCUUUUCAAACAACGAACUCCUCGCAAAAGAAAGCAAGUGCUGGUGUUGAUCACUGAUGGUAUUUCACAAGACCGUGUCGGUCCUGCUGCCAGUCGCUUGAAGGCGACUGGUACUGAAGUUUUCGCAGUGGGUGUUGGAAAGAACUACAGGCGUAGACAGUUAUACCAGAUAGCUACGGAUCGGAAGCAUGUAGUGACUGCAUCAUUUAGCAUGCUAAUGACAAUCAUAUUGGCUUUAAAGAAGCAAGUGUGCCAACGGCAGAAAGUUGUACCCAUCGUCCGCCCUGUCACCAAACCAACCGGUACACCUCGAGUGGAGCUUCCCAGAACGCUGGCUGUGUAUCCGCUGGACUACAUUAGGCGCGGACGAGAUCUCAGUCGUAAUCGAAACCCAUCAGCUAGAUUUUAUGGUAUAACAUACAAACAAGGCCCUGAUGGCAGACGGGAUGGCUCUACACAAUUUUAUGGAAGAUCAAAUAGCUACGUGGAGAUUCCUAACACAGGGAAACUAGACGCUAGAUACUCCAUCACUGUCUGUAUUUGGGUUUAUCACGAGGGACGACGGGGAAUCAUUCUGAACUACAAUCCAAACCGCAGAGGCUUCCAGCUGCGUAUGAUCAGUCCCAGAGUACUCCAAGUGAUAAUUGUCCGAAGAACAAAAAGGACGACAAUAACGGUACAGACAGGAGGAAGAAUUAUCAAUUACAAGGCUUGGAGCUACAUUGCUGUAACAUUUGACGAGCGAAGUCAAAUGUUGACCAUUUGGGUGAAUUCCAAACCAGUUGUUAGACGAACAAUUGGUAAAGUUCAGUUGGAAACUAGGAAGGCAAUCAGACUAGGUGGACAGAAAGGCAGCAGGGAAUACUUCCGUGGUCGACUGUUUUGUCUUCAGUUGUACAGUGUGGCACUAAACAGGAAGCAGAUCGAGGAGACAAAGAAGAGAUGCUUCAGGAAAGUUGUGACCCCAUCGCCGACUAUUCCAAUUAAAAAGCCAACACCAACAAAACCACCAGUAUGUCGCUUGAAAGUCGAUCUUGGGUUCCUGGUAGACGGCUCUGGAAGCAUAGAGAACCGAGGCAAAGGAAAUUUCAUGCACAUUCUCGAUUUUAUCAAGACUCUCAUCAGUUUCUUCCCUAUCUCUGCGGGCCAGACCCGGGUGGGUAUGGUAGUGUUCUCCACUCGGCCACACCCGAUCUUCCGUUUUAACCGAUAUUACACCCUGCCAAGCGUUAUCAAGGCAGUUGAUCGUGUGAGAUAUCCAUAUGGAGGAACAAAGCUGGGAAGAGCCCUUGCAUACGUUUCAAGGUACUUAUUUCCGCGAGGAAGGUCAAAAGGCAGAAAGCCAGUUCUUGUUAUCUUGACAGACGGGAUUUCGCAAGAUAAUGUAAUAGGUCCCGCCGAGAGAUUGAAACGGAAAGGAGUGGAAAUCUUUUCUUUGGGGAUUGGUCACAAGUUUAGAAGGCUUCAGCUGCAACAAAUGGCUUCCAGUCCACUGCAUGUGUUCACGGCUGGGUUCAGGAGACUAAGCACUGUUCUUGGUGUAAUUAAAAACAAGGCUUGCACACCAUAUGUGCCGCCAAAAAAGCCUAUGACACCUCCAGCUUGCAACCUAGCAAUUGAUAUUGGCUUUGUCUUGGACGCCUCUGGAAGAGUUGGACAUAACAACUUCAGGCGAAUAAAAAAGUUCGUAGAACUCGUUUCCCGAUCAUUUUCGAUUUCUCGGAGCCGAGCACGUGUAGGAGUCAUCGUAUACGGUUCGUCUGCUCGGAUGCAGUUCGGACUCAACUGGUACACGAAUCCACGCCGGCUGAACCGAGCUAUUAGAAGGAUGCGGUAUACCCGAGGAUCAAGACGCACAGGAAAGGCCUUACAGCUCGCAGUCGGAGCGCUUUUCAGACGCAGUCGACGGAAGAGGGUUCUGAUAACGGUGAUGAGUGGGCCGUCGUAUGAUAGUGUGAAGAUACCAAGUCUACAGAUACAUCGAGCUGGCAUUGAAGUGUUCGCUGUUGGUGUCACCACUCAAGUGAGGAACCAGGAGCUUAGGGCAAUAGCCACUGAUUCUCGUCAUAUUUACAUGGUUAAUUUUAAUUCGCUUUAUGGCAUCGUCAAAAGCAUAGUCAGGAAAGCGUGCAGAGCUCAAAUAACUACGCGGCCGACCAUACGACCAUCUACCCCGUCUCCAUCAAGAAAACCAAGCUUUCCUCAACCCGUUGCUGUCUACACACUGGACAGCAAAACUGGCGCACGUGAUAUCAGCUCAGGAAGAAACAUUCCAGGCAAAAGCUACAACAUUAGAUACGCCCCAGGCCCUUACGGCCAACCUGGCGAGUCAACGGAAUUCUUUGGUCGUCGCAACAGCUACAUCCGUUUCCCCAACUCGGGAAAAUUGGAUGUUAAGGACUCUAUAACACUUCUCGCUUGGAUAUUUCCUAUAGGUCGUGGUCCUAUUUUUGAAUACUUCCGUGGGAUAAGGUUCUGGGUGGUCCGGUCGGACACGUUAUAUGUCCAGUUCAAACGGAGGAACGGGCGGCCUACGCGGGCUUUGAUUAAACGGCGUCUUUACCCACGCCGCUGGAAUUACGUCGGUUGUACGUAUAAUCAGCGAGCAGGCAUAGCUACGCUAUGGGUGGAUUCAAGACCUGUACUAACGCAGAAUAUCAAGCGCAUUAGAUUAGCGACAAAGACAACUGCGUACAUGGGUGGAACAUUCCGCGGGCGCAUAGCUUGUAUGCAAGUUUACUCUAAGGCACUGACUGGACCUCAGAUUAAAAAAGUCAAGAACCUUUGCAAUAAACCAGGUCCUCCAACUAAACCCAUAAAGCCACCUACAGCUUUACCUCCAGCCAUGGCUUUCUAUCCCUUAAACGUUCGAUAUAACACCCGUGACGUCAGCAGAAGUAAAAACCCAUCAGGGCGCAUGGCAAAUGUGCGCCCUGGCGUAGGACCAGACGGAAGGCCAGGUGGCUCAUUUAGGUUCAAAGGUCGCUCUGACAGUUACAUCGAGUUCCCGAACAAAGGCCGAUUAGACGCUCGGAAUUCAAUCUCUAUUCUGGCUUGGAUAAAUCCGGAUGGCCCCGUAGGACCGAUCUUUAAUUACAAACCGGAUGGGUUUGGUGUCCACUUGUGGAUGGUGCGUCGACGAGUGUUACUUGUUCGUUUCGUGACUCGUGCACGAAAGUUUACAGCUGCCGUGCAAACCAACCUUAUCAAGCCCAAGGCCUGGAAUUUCGUCACUGCUACUUAUAAUCAGCGUACGGAAUAUGCCCGAUUAUAUAUCGAUUACAGAGAAGUUGCCCGGAAAAGAAUCGGUAGGAUUCGACUGGCUACAAACUAUCCUGCUAGAAUGGGUGCGCGGAUUGGAGAUAAGCGGUAUUUCCGUGGACGAAUUACAUGUUUGCAGAUCUAUGACGUACCACUGCGACCAAUACAGAUCCAAUUGGCUAAGAGGCUUUGUUUGAAGACAAAAGUUUUCACACCUACUCCAACACCCACACCAACACCUACCAAACCGGGCCCGCCAAGACCUUGCAGAGCAAACAUGGAUCUAGGAUUCCUGAUAGACAGCUCUUACUCCUUGCGUCGAUCAGGCAGAGGAAUUUUCCGUCUACUUACCCGGAACAUAGCGCGACUUCUCUACUCACUGCGAAUUUCAACCCAAGAAACCCGCGUCGGUGUAGUCACGUACGCGUCAAGACCGAAGCCUUUGUUCCGAUUUAACCGCUUCUUUAGGGCGUCUUCCAUGCUUUCAGUCAUAAGAAGGAUUCGACCACAAAGAGGUCCUCUCAGGAUAGGAAAAGCUCUCCACUAUACCCGUAGGUACUUGUUUAGAAGAAGAAGGCAAUGUGGACGGAAGCGUGUGCUCGUGGUAUUUGCAAGUGCCCGCUCAGUAGACCGUGUACAGCGGACGGGACGCGUUUUAAAACGUAUUGGAAUUGAAGUAUUUGUUGUCGCUAUUGGUAGAAGGACAAGCAAAACACAGUUAUACCAGAUCGCUACAAAUGGACUCCAUGUGUUUACAGCUUCGUUGAGGACAUUAUCAGCGGUGCUGAAUGCUGUGCGAGUCAAAGCUUGUUCAGUAACUGGAUCGGCAGCUGCCAGAGUUAUAUACCCUCUUAAUGGCGUCACUCGAGGAAGAGACAUAAGUAUCAACCGCAACAGAGCUGCUAGACUUGUGAACGUUAAACCGGCUCCAGGACCUGACGGCCUCCCAUUGGGUUCGUACUAUCUUCAAGGCAUCGCAAACAGCUACAUCUUGUUCCCAAACAAGGGUUGCCUGGAUACAAAGAACUCCCUUACCAUCGUUGUGUGGGUCUACCCCGAAGGUAGCGGACCAAUCUUCCACUAUUUUCCUCGCGGAUGGGGAGUGCAUCUGUGGAUGAAAAAUCCUCGCACUCUCCUGGUGAAGUUCGUGCCGAGGUCCCUGCAGACCAUCAGCGUUGUCACAAGCCGGAGAAUCAAACCAAAGACUUGGAAUUACAUAGCUGCAACUUAUGACUACGUCACGGGUCUGGCCACUCUAUGGAAUGACGCCAUACCGAUAUCACAGAGAAACAUCGGGAAGAUUCAGUUGGCUACCAACUACCCGGCAAUAUCAGGGAAGAAGCCCCGGGACAGAAGGAUCUUCCGAGGGCGGAUCGCUUGUCUUCAGAUUUACGAUCGAGCACUGACCGGAAGACAGCUUAGGAGAAUCAAAAAGAAAUGUUUCAGAGCCCGACCUACACCAACUCGACCACCUCCAGAACUUCCUCUAUUGGUGGCUGUUUAUCCACUGGAUAGAAUCAAUGGCGCUCGUGACAUCAGCCCACGUAAAUGCCCCACUGGAAGACGCGUUGGCGUAAGAAUUGCCCCGGGCCCAGACGGAAGGAAAGACGGAGCUACUGAAUUCCUUGGCAACCGUAACAGUUACAUUGAAAUCCCAAAUAACAAUGGAAAACUCGACACGGUGGCGUCGAUCUCCAUUUUGACGUGGAUUUACCACGAAGGUCUAAAAGGUCCCAUAGUCAACUACAGGGCAGGUCCCGGAUGGGGCGUGCACCUGUGGAUGAUUGGACCACGCACGCUUUUUGCGCGGUUCGUCCGCAGAGAUGGCGUAUUUACUAAGGCGGUAGUCGUCACCAGCAGAAAAAUACGUUACAGGGCAUGGAAUUACGUUGGUGCUACAUACGACUUCAAGACUGGAGUUGCUAAACUCUGGGUUAAUUCCAGGUUACUUGUUGUUAAGAGUAUCGGACGAUUCCGAUUGGCAACAAACUAUCCAAUCAGGCUUGGAGCACGACAUGGCGACAAACGCUACUUUAAGGGAAGAAUCUUCUGCGUGCAGAUCUAUAGUCGCGCGCUGAACCGGAAACAAAUUUUAGCGGCUAGUAAAACCUGCUUCAGGCCCUUUCCCAUAACCAAACCCAAGCCACCAACGCCGACACAUCCAAUAUCAACACCAACACCAACACCAACAAAACCUAAAGGACCAUUUAAAGCCUCAGCAUUCUACCCUCUAACCUCGCGUACCAGAGGUCGUGACAUCAGUGUCUUCGGCAACCCACCAGGAAAGCUUGGCUACGUACAAUCAGCACCAGGCCCUGACAAAUUACCUGGAGGUUCAUACCAGUUUUUUGGACGCCGGGACAGCUACAUACAGUUCCCAAACAGAGGGAAAUUGGACACGAGACGAUCAAGCACAAUCAUCGCAUGGAUCUACCACGAGGGACGUGCGGGCCCGAUCUUCAACUACAUGCCAAACGGCUGGGGAGUGCAUUUGUGGAUGGUGUCACCGCGAACGCUUUUUGUACGUUAUACGCGUCGACAAGGAAGAAAAUCCACGACUGCUCUUGCUAGUCCUCGUAUUAAACCUCGCACAUGGCAGUACAUUGCUGCCACAUACGACCACUAUACGGGCUAUGCAAAGUUGUAUUUAGACAGUAAAGUAAUAGCGCAAAGGAGAUUGGGCCGAAUUCGUCUAGCGACAAAUUAUCCUGUGAGGAUGGGUGCCAGGAUAGGAGAUGGGCGGUAUUUCCGCGGGCGCAUAUCUUGUGUAAUGGUUUUUGAUGUGGCAUUGAACCCCAAUCAGAUUGCACGCAGGAAGAAGCGCUGCUUUAGACGUGGACCGCCAGGACCAUCCGGAAAAGUUUGUAAACCCAAGAUCGACCUCACCUUUGUUAUAGACGCUUGUACGGAAAACGACCGCUUUACCAAAGCUAACUUCCUCCGUCUGAAGACCUUCCUGAUUCGUUUGAUUAGCGAGCUGCGUAUCUCCGCUAAACGAGUACGAAUCAGCUUGAUUACGUACGCGAAGUUUCCCAAACUCUUAAUCAAUUUCAGCGCCAAAAAGUCCUACGUCAUCAGAGUCAUCAAAAACAUGAAACGUGUAUGCGGAGCUCGUUAUACAGGGGCUGCCUUGCAGUACUCAUACAGGAACAUCAUAAGCCGGACCUCAAGGAGAAAGGUCCUGGUUUUGACGAGCACUGGCCCGUCCAGAGAUGAUAUCCGGGGUGCAACAGCUUUGAUUCAAAGGUCAAGAGUAGAAGUAUUUGCUAUGGGCAUAGGAAGGCGUUACAACUUUAGGGAGCUGCAGUACAUUGCUACUGAUCGUCGACAUGUCUAUACAGCAGCGUAUAGGAAUAUUGAGUCCUUGGUUACACUCAUGAAAAAGAAGGUCUGCAAGUCAGAUAAAUUCGUGACACCUGUCAAACCAGUUAUACCCAGGCCUCCAACACGUCCACCAACUCGUCGACCUCCGAAGCCCGGACCUGCGCGUGCUUUAGCAAUUUAUCCUCUUCAGUACCGAAUCAAAGGAAAAGACGUUGGUCUCUUCGGAAACCCACCUGGCAUUCUUGGCUUUGUGAGGCCUGCGGUCGGACCUGAUGGAAAACCCGGUACAUCAUACCAGUUUUACGGUCGGAGAAACAGCUUGAUCCGAUUCCCAAAUCGCGGUCGUUUAGACGCACAAAAGGCAAUAACGUUACUUGCUUGGCUUUACCCCGAGGGCCCUGGACCGAUCUUCAAAUACGGCGUCGAUUUCUCUGUCGGUAGAGCGCGUAGUUUGUUUAUACGAAUUUUCCCGCGUGGAUCACGGAACAGCCGAAUUCGCCCACUGAGGGCGCGCGGAGUAUUGCGAUACCGAAGAUGGCACUUUGUAGCCGCCUCUUAUGAACAGAAAACGGGUGAAACAAGGAUUUAUGUGAAUGGAAGACUCGUUUCUCGCACGCGGCUCAGAAGAGUUCGUCUUGGUACUAACAUUCCUGCAAUCAUGGGAGCUGCAAGAAGCAGAUACUUCCGUGGGAGAAUCUCCUGUAUGCAAGUUUAUGGACGGGUUCUGUCCAGGUGGCAGAUCAUCAAGCGAAAGACAAAAUGCUUUAAAGGAGUGCAUCCACUUCCCGCACGACCAACACCGGUUCGCCCUACACGUCCUCGUAAGCCCCCAGUUCGUCCAGUUAUCAACCCGAGAGCUCAGGCUGUGUACCCACUCAGUUUGCGUACGCGCGGUCGUGACCUCAGUUUGUAUCGUAAUCCCGCGGGAAGCGUUCGAAGCGUCAGGUACAUAACAGGCCCGGACGGAAGACCCAACACAGCGACGCGAUUCCUCGGACACCAAAACAGCUUCAUCGAGUUCCCUAACCGCGGUAAACUCGACACUAAGCGGUCCAUUACUUUACUGGCAUGGAUUUACCACGAAGGACGUGCAGGACCAAUAUUCAACUACAUGCCGAACGGCUGGGGCGUGCACUUUUGGAUGGUUUCACCGACGACGCUGUUUGUACGGUUUACGCGUCGUAAAGGAAGGCGAUUUACAGCGGCGGUUACAACCAGAGUCCUAAAUCGUCGAUGGCAGUUUGUUGGUGCAACUUACGAUGGCACAACUGGCGUUGCUAAGCUAUUUGUGAACAGGCGGUUUACUGCAAGUAGGCGCAUUGGAAAGAUAAGACUGGCCACGAACUAUCCUGUACGGAUGGGAGCUCGCGCUGGUGAUAGGCGUUACCUCUUCGGUCGUAUUUCCUGCAUGCAGGUGUAUGAUCAGCCCUUAUCAGCAUCACAAAUUUUACGUCGGAAAAAGAGAUGCUUCACUCGAGGUCCUAUCAUCGUUCCACCGGUCAUUCGUCCAGCUGGACCAGUUUGCGUAGCCAAGAUUGAUUUAGGUUUCGUCAUCGACGCCUCCGGAAGCAUCGAAGCCUCGGGCAGAGGGAACUUCAAACGUUGCCUUAAUUUCAUCAAGAGAUUAGUGGCUUCAUUUAAAAUCUCAAGGCGUUACACUCGCGUUGGAGCUGUUGUUUAUUCAAGAAGGGUUCGUAAAGUGUUUGGUUUUAACACAUACAACAACAAAAGAUAUCUCAUGAAAGCUAUUGACCGUAUUCCAUACCUCCGAAGCAUCACCAGGACGGGCUACGCUUUGUCAUUUGCCCGGCGUAACCUGUUUAAUAGCAGGCGCAGAAACAGCAAGCCAGUUUUAAUCGUGAUGACUGACGGAAUAUCCAAUGACCGCGUGCGCGGAAGUGCACUGGCACUAAAGCGCGCAGGAAUAGAAGUAUUUGCCAUUGGAAUUGGAAAGAACUACAACAUUGGACAGCUCAUGCAGAUAGCCUCCACAAAGAGACAAGUCUACGUAGCGGGAUUUAGGAAUCUGCAAAAUAUUGUUCGAGUGAUAAAGUCUAAAACUGACUAG